AUGCACCUGUGCUAUAGCUCCGUCCAAGCUGCCCUCGCCCCGGUCGUCCGUGUGUACGUUGUCACCUCGUGCCGUAACAGUAGCGCGGUGUGUCUCACUGUUCUCGUCGGCGCGGUCUCUCUGAAGGGCCGCCUCAAAAGCCUUUCCGUGUUCCGCGGGACUCGGACCGCUCCCUCCCCUCCCCCCCCAGCCCCCUCACCACCGGCUCCGCGCGACGCCGACACAAUUAAACCGAUGAAUUUCAAUCCUUCCUACUUAUAA
Danaus chrysippus (African queen) is the source of this 261-nucleotide messenger RNA. The record is from the annotation of a GenBank genome assembly. NCBI's taxonomy places the organism in Eukaryota, Metazoa, Arthropoda, Insecta, Lepidoptera, Nymphalidae.